AUGACCGCCUACCCUGAUGGCAUGGCCUGGACGGACCAGCAGGCUGAGGCCCGGUCCUACCUCAGUGAGGAGAUGAUUGCUGAGUUCAAGGCCGCCUUUGACAUGUUCGAUGCUGAUGGUGGAGGAGACAUCAGCGUCAAGGAGUUGGGCACGGUGAUGAGGAUGCUGGGCCAGACACCCACGAAGGAAGAGCUGGACGCCAUCAUCGAGGAGGUGGAUGAGGAUGGCAGCGGCACCAUCGACUUUGAAGAGUUCUUGGUCAUGAUGGUGCGCCAGAUGAAAGAGGACGCCAAAGGGAAGAGCGAGGAGGAGCUGGCAGAGUGUUUCCGCAUUUUCGACAGGAACGCAGACGGCUACAUCGACGCCGAGGAGCUCGCUGAGAUUUUCAGGGCCUCUGGGGAGCACGUGACGGAUGACGAGAUCGAGUCCCUGAUGAAGGACGGUGACAAGAACAACGAUGGCCGCAUCGACUUCGACGAGUUCCUGAAGAUGAUGGAGGGCGUGCAGUAA
Molecule: messenger RNA, 510 nt
Organism: Echinops telfairi (small Madagascar hedgehog)
Lineage: Eukaryota; Metazoa; Chordata; Mammalia; Afrosoricida; Tenrecidae
Gene: TNNC2
Product: troponin C2, fast skeletal type
Exons: 6
Coding region: 1-510 (169 amino acids)
Cellular component (GO): myosin II complex
Molecular function (GO): calcium ion binding
Source: RefSeq, a predicted model, not a curated record